GCGAACGAGCGGAAUAGGGAUGCUGCGUGAGAGCCGAGAGAGGUGUUUCAGUCGCGCGACGGCUCUCGUCCCGGCCAGUCGAUCGAGCUUGUCGUCCGUCACGCCGUCGUCGUCGACAAGCGCAGCGACCAGCAAUAACGGUCGUCGCGUCAGAGAUCAGUGCCGCGUAAUUUUUCCCGCCGAUCGGCCGAUCCCGCGGAGCGUGGUGCUGCGGCGCGCGCGAAACGCGGGAACCUCCGCUCUCCCCCCUUUGCCCUCUUCCCCACCCCCCUCGCGCUCCUCCACCGCGCGGCGGCCCAGUCCGCCGCUUCGAGUCGCGCAGCGAGGCGCCAGGCAGCUUCCUCUCUCGUCGCAGCAACCACCUGUGCCCGCGAUUCUCGCGAUCGUGUCGCGCCGCUAUGCCGACGAGCCGGACGGCGGACGGCGUGUCGCGACGGUAAGGAACGCGCCCGCGUAAAAAUCGUCGUCCUCGGCGGUAGCUGACGACGGUCCGGAGUCAAGGUCAUCCGAACGGGCUUGCCGCUCUUCUCGCCCUCUCUCUCUCCUUUCCCCUCUCCAUCUGUUUCGCGAAGGCUCAACGGGUGGAAGUUCGACGAGCAAGAGUCGCAGCUGGGAGCACUGGAAGUCGUUGGCGGGUAUCGUCGUCGGCGCGGGAGCGGGAGACAGGAGCUACCUCCCGGAGGAAGGAGAACCGAAACGGAAAAUACCCCCCUCAAUUCGAGCGCACCGCCGAACAACGACCUCCGUCUACCCCUCCGCGCCUCGCUCUCCUCAGCAGCGGGACUCGUCUAACGUCAUCGUCGUCGUCGUCCAGGCCGGAAGUCGUACUCCAGGGAAUUUGACGGCGAAGCAAGCAAGAAAGAUGUAAUUUAGCUUCCCGCCGUAUUACGACGGGGGAUAACGUGACACGAGUACGUAUGGGGACAUCGGAAUUGACGUGUGUGACCGUUGACAUGCCGGCGAUGUCGGGAGCGUAAAACGGCGGCGUCUGUCCGCGUCCGCCGCCCCCCUCCCAUCUAAAGAUGCUGGUGGACGACUACGGAAGCGGGAUGGGGUGGACUACGGCUAGCGUGCGCGGCGGUUGGUCCACCCCGGGAUGCAGAAACUCAGCGAUGAGCUUCGGCGGCAGCGUGCCGUCCCUGCACCCGACCGGCUCGAUAAGAUCGUUGCGCUCGCAACACUCCAUGCAGGCUCCGCCCGAAACACCGCGAAGGUGCAUACAUUGUCAUCCGGUACAUGUCCCCAGUACCCCCAAUAAUUACAUGCAACAUCCUAUGCAGUACUAUACGCCGACUCAUUGCAUGGAGGGUCAGAAUGGCAUGUACGCGCCUCACCGAAGUUCGUACCACGGCGACACUCGUUUACAUGGACGUUACAUGGACGUUGAUGAUACCAUAGGUGGCAGUAACUGGGCUAUGGGCGACCUACGCAGUCUGCAUCGUUGCGUACCUGCACUUCGUCGUACAGGAAUAGACGUCGCCGGUAUGCGGACGCAUUUUUAUCCAGAGGGUGGAUGGGGCUGGCUGGUUUGCGCCGCGGGUUUUCUCGCCCUGUUGCUCACCACCGGGAUGCAGCUCGCCUUCGGAUUACUCCAUCUUUACGCCGCACGACAUCUUGGUGAGGCCCAUCUGAUGGACAUAGUGUGGGUGGGGGCGUUGAGCGCCGCGAUCUCCCGCGGCUCGGCGCCGCUGGUCGUUGGCGCGUGUCGCCGCGGCAAUACCAGGCUUACGGCGGUGAUCGGUGGCCUCGUGCUGGCUCUGGCGUCGCUCUUCACCUCGUUCGCCGUCCAGAUGCAUCAAGUGCUACUUAGCUACGGCCUGGUGCUGGGCACGGGGACCGGCCUCGUGAGGGAGACCGCCGGUCUGGUAUUGGGCAAUUACUUCAGAAAACGUCGGGAGUUCGUCGAGAUGGUGGUGCAGGCCGGCACCGGCGUGGGAAUAGUGCUCUUCAGCGUCGUCUACAAAGAGGCGGUCGGGAAGCUGGGUUGGCGACUGGGACUUCAAUCGGUAACCGGAGCGCUCUCCCUGGCCUUCUUCCUGGGGCUGAUUUACCGGAGUGCCUCGCUGUACCACCCGCAGCGGCGAGCUAUAUUACAUCUAAAAAUUCAGCGCAGCAAACUCAAAGAGAAGAAAUCCGCGAGCAAGGCACCGAGGCAGCCGUUGGUCGACCUGAGCCCCUUGGGAUCGCGUCCUGUGAGAAUGCUCAUGCUCGCCGCCGGUGCUGCUGGUUUCGGUCUUUACACUCCAGCUUUCUAUAUCGCUCUGCAAGGCUACCAGGACGGAUUGGAGGCCAGCGCCCUGGUACUGCUACAGACCUUUCUGGGCCUGGCGGCGGCACUCGGAUGCGCGGCUUUAGGGGUGGUUAUCGUCAGACCUUCCGCUCAGUGCCUAGUGUCCAGGCAAUAUCUCUGUCAAGCGGCACUCAUCGGGGUUGCCGUAGCUCAAGUGGCGCUUGGUAGCGUGCAAGGUUAUCACGGGCUUGUGCUGGCCUCUGCUCUCUACGGCGCCUCGCUCGGCGGCACCCUCUACUCUCUGAAGAUGCUGGCCCUGGAGAGGCUGCGAGCGAGACACUUCGCCAGAUCGUGGGCUUUGGUGCAAGCCGCGGAAGCCCUGCCCAUCCUUCUCGGAGUUCCUCUCACAGGAUACAUGAACGCGAGCAGCCCGCGGGUUGGUUAUUACGCGUGCACGCUGAGUUCCUUGUGCGGUGCGGCGCUUCUCUUCCUGGUCGGCUGGGGACGGCAGCCGGCGUCGCCGAUCCUACCGGGGCCGCGUCUCACGAGCCUCGGGAUUGUGCCGCCGCCGCCGCCGUGCGCGUGUCCGCCGCCGCCGCGGCCCCGGCUGCCCAAGUCGCAAUCCCUGCACGUGCCGCUGGACGUCGAGGAUAUGCGCGAGCGCGAGUUCGUCGAGCGGGUGCACGAUCAUCACCACCCGAUCGUCGACCACUACUGCCAUCCGCAGUUCCACACGCCGUUGAGGCCCAGCAAGAGUGUGCCGGAGGGCCUUGGCCAUCAGGAUCCGUAUCACCGUGCCAGGCCACCGCGACGUCACCGCGACAUCACCGUCAUAGAACAGAUCACCACCAGUGUGUAAGACGAGAGGGGUGUUUUGGCAACCCUCUGACCCCUUAUCCUCGGGUCGCGUCACUAGGCUAAUGGGAACCAAAGAGUUCGGCAGCGUUCGUUUCAAUCUGUAAUUUUUAUUUUAAAUUUAUCAGCAUUCUUAUCGUACAAGCAUUCUUAUCGUUGCGGUGACGCAGAGGAUGCCGCGCUAUCGCGUUUCAUCGAGACGCGAUCUGCAUGAGUUGUUCAGGAAGUCUCUAUAAAAGCUUUUAUCUUCUUACCUUUCUUAUGCUUCGAAAGUCACGUAGUGUGGGAACAAGCUUUUUUUAUCGCGUUUUUUUAUAUUUAUAAUUUACGUCGCUAUUAGAUUUCGUUCUUACACAACUAUUCGCUGGAAGGUCUUCCCUCCCCCUGUUAUUUUCCACGUGUUUUGUGUAGUCCGCGUAAGUAUUGUAUAAUUUGUCGGAAAAUUUAGGAUGGAUCUUGAAGAAGGUUGGGGACCAUUAGCGUAAAAGCCGGCGCGCAGUUGCAAGUAUAAACGGAAAGUAAAAAUAGUAGAACCAUGAAAAGGGGAAAUAAUUGCGCGCGUGCAAGAUAGCUACUCGUGCAAUCGUAAAUCAUGAAAGAAUGACAGUUAAAGUUCUUGAGAAAUAUCCCUCACGCUACGUUCUUUUCCUGGCUGCUAAGCGAUCGACUAUUAAAUUGAAUUGGCGUAAAAAGUCUGUAUCGAAUAGAUGAAAUUAAGUAUAUUAUACGCGCACUAGGAAAGUAUUUAUUCGUGUUAAUGCGCUUGUUUGAAGUAUGUCACUGUCAGGGAAACGACGGGAACUGUCCGCUAGCUAAACGCAUAUUCAACGACAAAGUAUGACGGAUGAAGAAGCAAUGUCGUUGCAAAGACAUAAUAAAAAAUUCGAUCUUUUUUUUUCAUUUUUUAUGAAAAAGAUAUUUCUAAACUUGUCUGAAUACAGAUGCAAAGAUAAUAUCAUGUUCGACCAUCUAAGUAAUUACACGAGACGCUCAACGAAUUAAAGAUACAAGGAAAGAAUAGAGUAAUUAAUUAAUUAAAUGGCUGGAUGUGGGUGGUUAAGUUACAAUGUAAAAGUUGCUUUCUUAACUAUGUAUACUGCAAAAAUAAAUUCUGUUCUAUUCUAUAUUAGACGUUCGCACUGGCUGUUAGAAUGUUGAAAUUUUUUGCAGCACUAUCUUCUUGGUUGAAUAUAAUUGGUCCUAUAUAAUUUUCCAAUCUGUAUCUAAUUAAAUUUUUGCUUCAACAAAAUUGUUCUUUUCGUAUACUAUUUCUAAAAAUUGAAAAAAAAAACGUAAAUGAUGAUUAUAAUGACGUGGUUGAAUGGCUUCGUAUGUGUCAAUUCAUUUAUAUGUUUUAUAUACCAUCUUAUAUGAAUAUAAUAAAGUUGCAAUCUAUAUAUAUGUAUGUGUUAGAGUUGUAAAACAUGUCUAUAUAUAAUAUUAACGUUAUUCGAAAUAAUCGUCUGUUUUGUCAAAUUCAGAUGUCAAAAUUUUUUAAUUCUAAUAUUAGUAUUCUAAUGUUAAAGUCCGGGUUGCAUUUAUACCAA
Molecule: messenger RNA, 4632 nt
Organism: Monomorium pharaonis (pharaoh ant)
Lineage: Eukaryota; Metazoa; Arthropoda; Insecta; Hymenoptera; Formicidae
Product: monocarboxylate transporter 4
Exons: 11
Coding region: 1023-3089 (688 amino acids)
Biological process (GO): transmembrane transport
Molecular function (GO): monocarboxylic acid transmembrane transporter activity
Source: RefSeq, a predicted model, not a curated record